UGGCGCGGCCAUGGGCGCCUCCAAGAAGCACCGGGAGCGCGGCGCGGCCGAGGGGACCGAGGAGACCCCGGGAGCGACCGGGACGGGCAGCGGCGGCAGCGCGGGGCGGACCCGCGAGCACCGCAAACACCGGCACCGCGGCGGGGAACGGCGCGGGAAGCGCAGCCGCUCCCGCGGGGAGCGCGGUGGCUCCGGGGGAGGCUCCGGUUCCUCCCGGCGCGGAGGCGCUGAGGAGCCCGGGAGGAGCGGCCAUGGCCGGGGAGGCUCCGAGGGCGAGCGGAGAGCCAAGAGGGAGAGGAAGGAGGAGCGGGAGGAGGCCGCACCUCCCAAAUCCGCAGCAGGCGAAUCUUCCCUGAGCGUGGAAGAAACCAAUAAACUCCGCGCCAAGCUGGGGCUGAAGCCGCUGGAAACGAGCACGGCCAAGAAAGAGGCUGGCACCAAGGAGGAGCCCGUGGCAGCCGAGCUGAUCAAUCCCCUGGCGCUGCGGCAGCGCGAGGAGAUCCGAGAGAAGCUGGCGGCGGCCAAGGAGAAACGGCUGCUCAACCAGAAACUGGGGAAGGUGAAGACGCUGGGGGAGGAGGAGCCGUGGCUGGACGACGCGGCCGCGUGGAUCGAGCGCAGCCGCGCGCUGCAGAGGGAGAAGGAGCUGGCGGAAAAAAGGGCCCGGCUGCUGGAGGAGAUGGAUCAGGAGUUCGGGAUCAGCCCCCUGGUGGAGGAGGAGUUCCAGCGGCGCCGCAGGGAGCGUUACAGCGCCCGGGACCUGCAGGGACUGACGGUGGAGCACGACCCGGCCUCGAUCCCCGAGGGACAAACGCUGGUGCUGACCCUCAAGGACAGGGGUGUCCUGGACUCGGGCGAGGACGUUCUGGAGCAGGUGGCGCUGGCGGCGGCGGCCAAGGCGCGCGAGGAUCAGGAGCUGCGGCGGCGCCGCCCCCCCUACGAGCCCUACGGCGAGGAGGAGCCCGGCCCCGCCCCGCAGGCCCCGGCGGCGCCGGCGCUGCUGCCCCAGUACGACGAACCCGCGCCCCGAGCCUCGUUCCGCCUGGGCCCGGGGGGCACCCAGGACUCGGGGGGGGAUCCCCGGCCCGGGCCCCUCCCCCCCCCCGGCCCCACCCCCCAGAGCCUGGAGCUGCCCCUCCCCCGCCUGGCCCAGGAGUACCUGAGCCCCGAGGAGAUGUCGGUGUCGUUCCGGCGGGCGCGGCGCCGCGUGCGCCGGCUGCGCAAGAAAGAGAAACCGCUCAGGGCUGACGAUCUGCUGCCCACCGCCCCGGGGGACACUCGGGGGGACUUCGGCUCCAGGUCUCGGGGCCGGGGCCGCCGGGAGCAGGAGGAUGAGGAGGGGCCCGGGGGGGACCCCGAGAACGGCCCCAAAUCCCCCCAGGGGACCCCCCAGGAGACCCCCCAGGACCCCCUGCCCUCGGAUGACACCAGGACAGAGAACAUGGACAUCAGCAGUGACGAUGAAGCAGCCCCCCCAGGGACGCCCCCAGCCCUGGAGGAGGACGAGGCAGAGCAGGAGCUGCAGCAGCAGCUGGAGCGGGGGCGGCGCCUGCGGCAGCUGCGGGAGCUGCGCGAGGGGGGGGGAGACAAGGUGCUGGAGCUGCUCCGGGGUGGCCCCGGGGGGGUCCCGGGGGGCUCCGAACCCCGGGGUGGGGGCGGGGGCAGCAUCGUCUUCAACGCCACCUCGGAAUUCUGCCGGACCCUGGGGGAGAUCCCGACCUAUGGGCUGGCUGGGAACAGGCCUGAGCAGGAGGAGCUGAUGGCCCUGGAGCGCGCCGGCCGCCCCCCGUCGCCCCCGGAGGCGCCGGACUCGGAGGGGGAGGAGAACGUUGGGUGGAGCAGCGUGAACCUGGCAGAGGAGAGACAGCAGCAGGACUUCUCGGCCUCGUCCACCACGAUCCUGGACGAGGAGCCGAUCGUCAACCGCGGGCUGGCGGCGGCGCUGCUGCUCUGCCAGAACAAGGGGCUGUUGGAGACCACGGUGCAGAAAGUGGCUCGGGUGAAAGCGCCGAACAAAUCCCUGCCCUCGGCCGUGUACUGCAUCGAGGACAAGAUGGCCAUCGAUGACAAGUACAGCCGGCGGGAGGAGUUCCGCGGUUUCACGCAGGAUUUCAAGGAGAAGGAGGGCUACCGGCCCGACGUCAAGAUCGAGUACGUGGACGAGACCGGCCGCAAGCUCACCCCCAAAGAGGCGUUCCGGCAGCUCUCUCACCGUUUCCACGGGAAGGGCUCGGGGAAGAUGAAAACGGAGCGGAGGAUGAAGAAACUGGACGAGGAGGCGCUGCUGAAGAAGAUGAGCUCCAGUGACACCCCCCUGGGCACGGUGGCGCUGCUGCAGGAGAAGCAGCGCGCGCAGAAGACGCCGUACAUCGUCCUGAGCGGCUCCGGCAAGAGCAUGAACGCGAACACCAUCACCAAGUGACGGCUUGGGGACACCUUGGGGACAUUGGGGACACCCAAGGACACCCUGGGGACACCCCGGAGCCACCCCCGGGGACAUUUGGGGCCACCCUGGGGACAUUUGGGGACAUUCUGGGGCCACCCCGCCCCUGGGGACAAUAAAACUCUCUGGGUCA
Catharus ustulatus (Swainson's thrush) is the source of this 2576-nucleotide messenger RNA. RefSeq names its product spliceosome associated factor 1, recruiter of U4/U6.U5 tri-snRNP (gene SART1). NCBI's taxonomy places the organism in Eukaryota, Metazoa, Chordata, Aves, Passeriformes, Turdidae. The transcript has 20 exons. The coding region runs from base 11 to 2422 and encodes 803 amino acids. The record is from RefSeq and is a predicted model, not a curated record. Gene Ontology annotation, biological process: maturation of 5S rRNA; mRNA cis splicing, via spliceosome. Gene Ontology annotation, cellular component: U4/U6 x U5 tri-snRNP complex.